AUGGUGCGAGAAGCAAAGACGGCGGGUCUUCUCGCAUCUUUCUUCGUCUGGGUCAUCUCAACCCCCCGUCUCAGCGUUACUCCUCUCAGCGUCCCUCCUCUCAGCGUUCGGAACGCGCUUCACACUCCUGUGUGUCCCUCUCAGCGUCCCUCCUCUCAGCUCGACCAGCGCUUCACAAUCCUGUUUCCGUGCCCUCGGAGCGGUCAAUAUCGUUCUCGGCGUGGCCUCACACUGUUCCACGUGUUAAUCGCUUUAUGGAUCCUGAUCGGCGUGGGCGUGUGCGUGUGGCGGUUCGUGGCGAGGCAGUAUCAGUGGCACGGGGAGCGGCGGGGGGAGCUGAGGCAAUGGUGUUCGCAACGAGCCAUAAUGCUGGAGCAGCAGCUGCUGGCGCACACCGGACAGACGCAGGUGGAGCUGAAGCGAUGGUGCUCGCAGCGGGCGUUACCGCUGGAGCAGCAGCUGCUGGCGCACACAGGGCAGACGCAGACGCUGGCAGGUUUGGUGUCGUCCCUGGGUCGCAUAGCUGAGGACGGCCAAUGGGCGCUGGACACGUGUCUCUCUGAGAGGCGCUGGCUGGCGUAUCUCAGCCAAACCAAGUCCACCCGGCCUGGAGGCGCUGAGGCGUUUGCGUGUCUCUAUGUCUCAAAUGCCGAGAGGCGUGUCUUUGAGCGGCGGAACAACGCCUCGAUCACAGAUGCGUUCACCGCCCUGCCACGCAUGCCUGCUCCAAUCUACUGCCCCAAGGUGCUGGACGUGAACAGUGAGUCAGGGGCUGCUCUCCUCUCAGACGCCCUCCAGGCCUUCCCCUCAGAGCUUGCUCUCGUGCAUUCCUUAGCCAAGGAGGUGCUGGACGUGAACAGUGAGUCAGGGGCUUCUCUCACCCCAGCCGCCCUCCAGGCCUUCCCCUUGGAGCUUGCUCUCGUGCAUUCCUUAGCCAAGGAGGUUAUUGCUCCGGGCUGCUCUCCUCCCAGCCGCCCUGCAGGCCUUCCCCUCGGAGCUUGCUCUCGUGCAUUCCUUAGCCAAGGAGGCUAUGGCUCCGUCCCGCCCCCCAUCACCUCCACCCACCACCAGGUGCUGGACUUGGACAGCAAGUCAGGGGCUGCUUUCCUGUCAGACGCCCUGCAGGCCUUCCCCUCAGAGCUUGCUCUCGUGCGUGCCUCAGCCAAGGAGACAUUCACGCUGCCCUACGCCACCACCGCCACUAGCACUGCUGGUCUGGGGGUGGUGUUCCCGGUGCUGCAGCAGCAUCCCUUCCCCACGUCCCCCUUGCAGCAGCAGCAGGCACAGGCAGCAGUGGUGGGAGCAGUGACCACCACCAUCAACCUCACUGCUGUCGUGCAGAGCGUGCUCGCUGAGAUCUUCGCAUCCUCCACUCCAUCCACACGUGAUCGGAACCGCACUGCUGUCGUGCAGAGCGUGCUCGCUGAGAUCUUCUCAUCCUCCACUCCAUCCACACGUGAUCGGAACCGCACUGCUGUCGUGCAGAGCGUGCUCGCUGAGAUCUUCUCAUCCUCCACUCCAUCCAUACGUGAUCGGAACCGCACUGCUGUCGUGCAGAGCGUGCUCGCUGAGAUCUUCUCAUCCUCCACUCCAUCCACACGUGAUCAGCACCGCACUGCUGUCGUGCAGAGCAUGCUCGCUGAGAUCUUCUCAUCCUCCACUCCAUCCACACGUGAUCGGAACCGCACUGCUGUCGUGCAGAGCGUGCUCGCUGAGAUCUUCUCAUCCUCCACUCCAUCCACACGUGAUCAGCACCGCACUGCUGUCGUGCAGAGCAUGCUCGCUGAGAUCUUCUCAUCCUCCACUCCAUCCACACGUGAUCGGAACCGCACUGCUGUCGUGCAGAGCGUGCUCGCUGAGAUCUUCUCAUCCUCCACUCCAUCCACACGUGAUCGGAACCGCACUGCUGUCGUGCAGAGCGUGCUCGCUGAGAUCUUCUCAUCCUCCACUCCAUCCACACGUGAUCGGAACCGCACUGCUGUCGUGCAGAGCGUGCUCGCUGAGAUCUUCUCAUCCUCCACUCCAUCCACACGCUCCGACCGAUCAGUUGAGCUCUACGAUACGACAGACCUUGCCGCCCCGCUCAUGCUUGCCAGCCCCAUGCCGCUGCUUUUCCAGCCGCAGCCCGGCCAGCCGGUCGCCCCGCUGCUGCCGCUGCCCCCCUCGGUGCUGCGCGUAUGGGAGAUGCGGGCAAUUGUGAACCUCACGCUGCCAAGUGCUGGGCCCAGGCGCUACCAAGUGUGGUGCAGCAGGUUCACGGAGCCCCCCUCUUGGUUUGUUGAAUACAGAAUGCCCAUCCUCUGGACGCUGCUGGUGCUGGCGCUACUGGUAACCCAAUCCCCCCCUGUCCCUCCCACUGUACGCCCCAACCGAUUCACGGAGCCGCCAUCGCGGUUCAUGGAGUGUGGAAUGCCGACCCUGUUCACACUGCUGGUGCUGGCGAUAGUGACCCGACUCCCCCCUGCAUGUCCCUUCUCUCCCACUUGUUUCCAGACCAGGUUCACGGAGCCCCCCUCUUGGUACAUGGAGUAUGUGAUGCCGACCCUCUUCACCCUGCUCGUGCCGGCGCUGGUAGCGCUGGUGGCGGUGGUGGCGUGCCCGCAGCGGCGCCAGUUCACGGAGCCCCCGUCUCGGUUUGAAGAGUAUGUUCCGCCGACCCUCUUCACCCUGCUGGUGCUGGCGCUGGUAGCGCUGGUGGCGGUGGUGGCGUCCCUGCAGCGGCGGCAGUACGAGCAGAGCAGGCGGGCAGCAGUGGAGGCGGAUGCGAUGAGGGCGGAGGCGGAGGGGGCGGAGAGGAGCAAGAGCUGCUUUGUCGCGAGCAUGACUCAUGAGCUGCGCACUCCCAUGCUUGGCAUCAUCGGCAUGCUAGACGUGCUCUCGGACUCACAUCUUUCUAGCAACCAGCUCUCAGACUUAAGCACAGCGCGCACCUCUGCCCUCAAGGUGCUGAAGCUGGUGAACCAGGUGCUGGACCUCUCCAAGCUGGAGGCGGGGCGGCUGCAGCUGGAGCCGGGCGGGUUUGACGUGCACGCGUGGGUGGAGGGGGUGGUGGGCCGGCGGUGGGCGGAGGCGCAAGAGAGGAACUUGCACUUGGCAGCAGUAGUGGACGCCGAUGUGCCGCCUCAGCUGGUGGGGGAUCAACUGCGCCUCGCCCAAGUGCUCUCUCAAGUGAUGGGUGGGUGCUCACUUACUUGUCGCCUCUUCUGUUCAGUUUUUGAGGUGCCUAUCAGAGUCUAUCACAAGUCAAGCCAUGGAUGGGCUGUUCAGUUCGGAUACUACGCCUUGUCAUUCACACCGCACGGGGGCUACGUGCUGGUGCGGGUGGCUGUGGUGGAUGCUCAUGUGCCCAUGGCUCAGCUGGCUCAGUGGAACGCGUCCUGUGCUGCAGCCAGCAGCGCGAGGGUGACUACACUGAUAGGCUCAGACGAUGUGACUAUAACAGGGGAUGCUGACGCAGCAGCAGCAGCAGCAGCAGCAGCAACGGCUUGCUUUGCUGGCAGUGCUGGACCGUGCGGAGAGAAGCAGAGCUGUUGUCAAGCUAUGGCUGCUCGCAAUACGCUCAAUACGCGCAAACGGCCAGGAUAUGGCAAAAGUAGUGUGUGUGACUGUAGAGGAGCAGAACCAUGCAACCUUCGUGGUCCCUGCAUACGUGGUAACUGUACAAGCGGCAUCAGUGGUAACCGUAUUAUGGGUGGUAGUAGUAACCAUACAGUCCACGUGGAUUGUGACUGUCACUACGGCGGAAGAAGGGGAGCAGCAGCAGGCGGGGCAAUGCAGCUGGUGGUGACGUGUGAGCACAGCGGGUGUGACAACAGCGAGACCAUGAAUGGAUUCAUGUUUCGAUUUGAGGAGAUGCGUAGCUUGCAGGAGGGAGCUGAGGAAGCUGCUGCGAAGCUCAGCCUUGUGUUAGCUAAGCAACUGGUGACUCUAAUGAAGGGUGACAUGAGCUGCAAGGUCGACCCUGUUACAGGAACAGCUUUCACCCUCGCCAUACCCAUACUCUCUGCUCCACCACAGCUGCCCCAGACAAGCCUUUCUUCAACAGCCCUCCACCAGAUCAACCUGUCUCAUACAAGCCUGCCCUUUUUAAAAGCCGUUUUUCCGGCUGCCACUCCUGCCACUGCACCUGCUGUCGAUGCCGCGCCUUCUGCUCAAGUGGACGGCUGGGAGAACCAUGGAACCAUGGCCAUGGGAGCCAUGGUUACCAUGAUGCUCGGCGGCAUGGGACGGGACCUUUCUGCAGACCUUUCUGGAGUGCUGGUGGUGGCGGAUGGCCAGCCGGAGAGAGCAAAGCUGACUUCCCGUGUGUUGACACACUUAGGAGCAUCCGUGCUGCUGGCGAACGAUGAACAGGCAGCAGCUUCCUUCUUAGCCGAUUCUCACACCUCCCACCAACGAUCUUCACGUUCCCACUCGCACCAGCAGCACUUAGUUAAGUUGUGUGGGAAGCAGGUGGUGGUGGUAGUGAGCGGGGAGGCUGGCCUGAAGAGCCCGGCCCUGCUUGGCAUCGUGGUGCUUGUAGCAAAAGGGGGCCUUAGUGAAGGGGCCGACGAGGGCACGGAAACUAGGAAGGGAGCUGUUGGUGGUGGCGACAGAAGGGAGCAGCAGAGGGUUGGCAUGACAGAUGGACAGAAACGUGCUGAUGCUUUCACCACUGGCAGUAGUGAGGGGGAUAGUGAGGGCACGGAAAAUAGUGGGGAAGUUGGUGGUGGAGACAGAGGGGAGCAGCAGGGACCAUACUCCUCCCACCAGCAUCGCCUUCACCACCCACCUCGUUAUACUUCAACCUCUCGUUAA
Molecule: messenger RNA, 4797 nt
Organism: Closterium sp. NIES-65
Lineage: Eukaryota; Viridiplantae; Streptophyta; Zygnematophyceae; Desmidiales; Closteriaceae
Source: the annotation of a GenBank genome assembly